UGUCAAUACAAAAGAGAGAGAGCCGAGCGCACGCAGCCAGACGGAGUGAGCCUCCUGCUGAAUCAGGGACAUGGACAUGAAGAAAAGGAUCCACUUAGAACUGCGGAAUAGGACGCCCUCCGACGUUAAAGAACUUGUUCUUGACAACUGUAGGUCAAAUGAAGGCAAAAUUGAAGGUCUCACAGAUGAAUUUGAAGAGCUGGAGUUCUUAAGUACAAUCAAUGUAUGCCUCACUUCAGUUGCAAACUUACCAAAGUUAAACAAACUUAAGAAGCUUGAGCUAAGUGACAACAGAAUCUCAGGAGGAUUGGAAGUAUUGGCAGAAAAAUGUCCAAAUCUCACACACCUAAACCUAAGUGGAAACAAAAUAAAAGAUCUCAGUACUAUAGAGCCUUUGGAAAAGUUAGAAAAUCUGAAGAGUUUAGAUCUUUUCAAUUGUGAAGUUACUAACUUGAAUGACUACAGAGACAAUGUCUUCAAACUCCUCCCACAACUCACUUAUCUGGAUGGAUAUGACCGAGAUGAUAAGGAGGCUCCUGAUUCAGAUGCAGAGGGCUAUGUGGAAGGCGUCGAUGAUGAGGAGGAAGAGGAAGAUGAGGAGGAAUAUGAUGAGGAUGCUCAGGUAGUAGAAGACGAAGAAGAGGAGGAGGAAGAGGAAGAAGGAGAAGAGGAGGAUAUCAGUGGGGAAGAGGAGGAGGAUGAGGAAGGUUAUAAUGAUGGUGAAGUAGAUGAUGAAGAGGAAGAUGAAGAAGCUGAUGAAGAAAGAGGGGAGAAGAGAAAACGAGAGGCUGAUGAUGAAGGAGAUGAAGAUGAUUAAUCUCAACAUAAUCUGUUUUGGGCCCAGGGGAGGGGACAAAUCUCCUAUUGUGAUUUGACUGUUCCUACCCUGUUUCACCCAUCCUCAGCCCCCCUCUGCAGAGUGUAAUGUUCCUGUGGGAUUGAGAAGGAAAUGCAUAAUUAUGUGGGUGAGGGAGUUAAAAUAACAUUUUUUUAUAAAAACAGCCACUCCUGUUUCUGGAGAAUUUCCUUUUGUGUUUGUUAUUAGUUCCUGUUAAUGCAAUAGCAAAUAUAAAGCAAGCAGUACAUUUG
Messenger RNA from Pogona vitticeps (central bearded dragon), 1089 nucleotides. It is a transcript of the gene ANP32A, whose product is annotated as acidic nuclear phosphoprotein 32 family member A. The record is from RefSeq and is a predicted model, not a curated record. NCBI's taxonomy places the organism in Eukaryota, Metazoa, Chordata, Lepidosauria, Squamata, Agamidae. Gene Ontology annotation, molecular function: histone binding. Gene Ontology annotation, cellular component: nucleus; perinuclear region of cytoplasm. Gene Ontology annotation, biological process: nucleocytoplasmic transport; regulation of apoptotic process.